CGCUAACCAUUGCACCUGGGGCUAGGAGCCAGCGCCGGAGCCAGGAGGCCCGCUCGGCGGCUGCAGACGCUGUGACGGCCACCUGGGGGCGGCCACGUGAGCGCCACGCCGUGAGCCCGCCAGGCCAGCCCCGCCCCUGCCCGCCUGCUUCUGCUCAACCUAGCCCAGCCCUAGCUCCAGCCUCAGCUCCCCUCCUGCCCGGAUCGAGCGCCCGCACUCCCGGCCCUGCAGCCACCCGAGUCCCGCUCGCUGUAGCCUGCACGCGAGUCCCUGGCACGCGCCUCUCGCAUCCCGGGAUCGUCCUAGUGGCCCCCGCGCCCUUCCUGGGAUCACUCCGGCGGCCCCGAGCCCCGGGAUCGGUCCAUCUGCCCCGCGUGGCCCCAGCUGCGUGCCCGGAGCGCCAGCCAGCGCGCCCCGCUCUCCGCUCCCCGGCACUCUCGGGGGGCCCGCCCGCCCUGCACCCUGGAGCUCCGGGCCGCGAGCCUCUGCCAACUCCUCUGGAUCCUUGCGGCCGUGAACAGCGGCUGCCGCGCCUGUCUGCCCGAGGGAGGACCUUCGCCUCUGCAUUUGCCCAGUAACUCUGGCUGUGCCGGAUACUGCUUGGGUAAAACGAGUACCCCAGGAACAUGGCAGACGAAGAUCUCAUCUUCCGCCUGGAAGGCGUUGAUGGCGGUCAGUCCCCCCGAGCUGGCCAUGAUGGUGAUUCUGAUGGGGACAGCGACGAUGAGGAAGGUUACUUCAUCUGCCCCAUCACCGAUGACCCAAGGUCGAACCAGAAUAUCAAUUCCAAGGUUAAUAAGUACUACAGCAACCUAACAAAAAGUGAGCGGUAUGGAUCCAGCGGGUCCCCGGCAAACUCUUUCCACUUCAAGGAAGCCUGGAAGCACCCCUUAUCGAAGGCCAAGCACAUGCCUGCCCCACGACCCUGGGCUGAGUUCCACCUAGAAGACAUUGCCACCGAACGUGCUACUCGACACAGGGUUACAGUGUUGGGGGCCCCAGAUGCAGAACAAGCCAGACGUGCGUCUGGUGAGGCCAAGCUCUGGGAGGAGUAUGUGUUUUGCGUUUUCAAGAAAGCCCCCAAGCAGGUGGACAUCAUGCAGAUGUGCAUCAUCGAGCUGAGGGACAGACCGGGCAAGCCCCUCUUCCACCUGGAGCACUACAUCGAGGGCAAGUACAUCAAGUACAAUUCCAACUCUGGCUUUGUCCGUGAUGACAACAUCCGCCUGACACCGCAGGCCUUCAGUCACUUCACGUUUGAGCGUUCCGGCCAUCAGCUGAUAGUGGUGGAUAUCCAGGGAGUUGGGGAUCUCUACACUGACCCACAGAUCCACACAGAGACGGGCACUGACUUUGGAGACGGCAACCUAGGUGUCCGUGGGAUGGCGCUCUUCUUCUACUCUCAUGCCUGCAACCGGAUUUGCGAGAGCAUGGGCCUUGCUCCCUUUGACCUCUCGCCCCGGGAGAGGGACGCGGUGAAUCAGAACACCAAGCUGCUGCAAUCAGCCAAGACCAUCUUGAGAGGAACAGAGGAAAAAUGUGGGAGCCCCCGAGUAAGGACCCUCUCUGGGAGCCGGCCACCCCUGCUCCGUCCCCUUUCAGAGAACUCUGGAGAUGAGAACAUGAGUGAUGUGACCUUCGACUCUCUCCCUUCUUCUCCAUCUUCGGCCACACCACACAGCCAGAAGCUAGACCACCUCCAUUGGCCAGUGUUCAGUGACCUCGAUAACAUGGCAUCCAGAGACCAUGAUCAUCUAGACAACCACCGGGACUCUGAGAAUAGUGGGGACAGCGGAUACCCCAGUGAGAAGCGGGGUGAGCUGGAUGACCCUGAGCCCCGAGAACAUGGCCACUCAAACGGUAACCGGAAGUACGAGUCUGACGAAGACAGCCUGGGCAGCUGCGGACGGGUCUGUGUAGAGAAGUGGAAUCUCCUCAACUCCUCCCGCCUCCACCUGCCGAGGGCUUCGGCCGUGGCCCUGGAAGUGCAAAGGCUUAAUGCUCUGGACCUCGAAAAGAAAAUCGGGAAGUCCAUUUUGGGGAAGGUCCAUCUGGCCAUGGUGCGCUACCACGAGGGUGGGCGCUUCUGCGAGAAGGGCGAGGAGUGGGACCGGGAGUCGGCUGUCUUCCACCUGGAGCAUGCGGCCGACCUGGGCGAGCUGGAGGCCAUCGUGGGCCUGGGACUCAUGUACUCGCAGCUGCCCCAUCACAUCCUAGCUGACGUCUCUCUGAAGGAGACAGAAGAGAACAAAACCAAAGGAUUUGAUUAUUUACUGAAGGCCGCAGAAGCUGGCGACAGGCAGUCCAUGAUCCUGAUGGCGCGAGCUUUUGACACUGGCCAGAACCUCAGCCCAGACAGGUGCCGAGACUGGCUGGAGGCCCUGCACUGGUACAAAACUGCCCUGGAGAUGACGGACUGUGAUGAGGGUGGUGAGUACGACGGAAUGCAGGACGAGCCCCGGUACACGAUGCUGGCCAGGGAGGCCGAGAUGCUGUUCACAGGAGGCUAUGGGCUGGAGAAGGACCCGCAGAGAUCAGGGGACUUGUAUACCCAGGCAGCAGAGGCAGCGAUGGAAGCCAUGAAGGGUCGGCUGGCCAACCAGUACUACCAAAAGGCUGAAGAGGCCUGGGCCCAGAUGGAGGAGUAACCAGGGAAAAUCACUGCCAGCUAGUCCCAAGCAAAAGGGCUAGGAGGAAAUAUUUAAUUAAAAAAAACAAAAAACAAAAAAAAAAAACUUAUUUAGUUUGGGGAGGGAAAGCAUUUUUAGUGUGUUGUAAAUCAAAUUUUGUAUUUCAUUUUUUGACUCUUGAAAAUAUCUUUGCUACUUGGCAGCUACCAGCAGAGACUCUAUAGCUGUCUCUUAGGGCAGUAUUCUGGGGAAGCGGGGCUUGAAAAAAGCAGUCUAAUGAACCAACAUACUGUUUUGCGGUUCUUUUUUUUUUUUUUUUGAGACAGAGUCUUGCUGUGUCACCCAGGCUGGAGUACAAUGAUGUGAUCUCAGCUCACUGCAACCUCCACCUCCGCCUCCCGGGUUCAAGCGAUUCUACUGCCUCAGCCUCCCAAGUAGCUGGGAUUACAGGUGCACACCACCACACUCAGCUAAUUUUUGCAUUUUUAGUAGAGAUGGGGGUUUCACCAUGUUGGCCAGGCUGGUCUCGAACUCCUAACCUCAGGUGAUCCACCCACUUCAGCCUCCCAAAGUGCUGGGAUAACAGGUGUGAGCCACCAUGUCUGCCCAUUUUGUGGUUCUAUUUUCAUUUUUGUUUCUUUUUUUUUUGUCACGAGAUAUAAGAAAGUGCUUUUUGCCUUGAAUGGACAAUUUUAGGGCUCUGCUCACUAGUCUUUUCAGGCUGGACUGAAAUUUCAGGCCCAUGGAGCCCUGUGUUUUGUGCAUCAGGAUAAGAAAUGAAGCGCUGCACGUUGGCUUUCCAAAGUCACAGGGUGUGUGUUGCUGUGGCUUAGUGCAAAGCGUUCUUUCUCAGAGCAUUUAGAGGCAUGCAUGGCAUUUUUUCAGUGGGUGUGAGAUUGCACAAUACCCAGGCUCCCUUCUACCAUGGGGAAGGACCUGCAUAUUGGCUGGUUUUUAAACUUCUAGUUUAAUUUCCUUCCAUAAUGCUACUGAUUUUCUGGCGUACAGCCGAAUUCCGUUUUUUUAAGCAUGCUUUCUACGGUGGGCUUUUCAAAACAGGUUUGAAUUUUGUAUGCACACAUUUACUACCUCUAACUCCUACAUCAGCUAGUGUGGAAGAGGGGUGCACCUCAAAGCUUUUACACGUAAGGACAGCGGCUUGUAAUGUUGGAACCUUUCCUUGGAAUGUCGGAGCCUUUUCUCCAAGCAAACACGCCCUGUGCAUCUCAGUGGCAGCUUCCACAAUGUGACUGCAGUGUCUCUUGUACAGUAUUCCUCGGUGUUUCCUUAGCGUCUGGAUGUUCUUACGUGAAAUCCGCUCCCCAGCCCUGGUUGUUGGCAUUUUCUGCUUGAAGCUGGGCUGAUUUUCUUGUAAUUUGCAGCAGGACGCUUUCAGCAGCAGUCCCUUGGGAUUUUAUCUAAGCUGUUUGAGGAUGAGAGGGCAAGAACUAUAAAUGCUCAUUAAUUCCCGUAGUCUCCCCAGGGCCAGACAAUGGUGAUGGUUAUUUAAUGAGCUUUUCCUUUAAACGGAAUUGGGUUCUCACAUUAGUAUGAUUUCAUUUGAUGUUUCAAUAGCAAAGAUGCUGGGCGCGGUGGCUUCUGCCUAUAAUCUCAGCACUUUGGGGGGCCAAGGUGGGAGGACUGCUUGAGCUCAGGACUUCAAGAGCAGCCUGGGUAAACAUGGCGAGACCCUGUCUCUACCAAAAAAAAAAGACAAACUGCUUUGAUCAACCCUAAAUUCAAAAGCAGCCUCUUUUUCUGUAUUUAAAAGUCAAAACAAAAAAGCAGAGUAUAACAUACAAACCAUUCUUAACUGUUCAUUAAAAUGGGUCCUUCAACACCUUAGCGGGGUUUGUUGUUGUGCUUAUGCACAGAGACUAUUUUCUUUUUAUUAUUAUAAUUUUUGAAAUAGAGAUGGGGUCUCACUGUGUUGCCCAGGCUGGUUUCGAACUCCUGGGCUUAAGUGAGCCUCCCGCCUCAGCCUUCCAAAGUGCUGGGGUUACAGGCAGGAGCCACUGUGCCCAGCCAACACUUUAGUGUUGCAUGAACCCAUGCAAGUGGUAGUUCCAAAGUUCAGUGUGUACCCUCAAAUGAACAAUCAAGCAGGUAAAAUUACCCUUGAAAAAAAUCCCUUAGACCACCCAUAAAUGACAGUGACUUUUUCAGUAUGGACUCAUCAUAGCCAGUUUUCCUUUUGAAGUUGGAACUGAUCACCCUUUUGUCAUCUGUACCAGAUCAGUAGUUGGCUUGUGUUACAUUUUGUGUGUGUGUGCGCGUGUUUUAAACCAGUGCAUAUAAAUUGUAUGUUAAAUGUAAGUAACUUUAAGAUGACUUAUCUCUUCACAGUAAUCAAGCCUCAUAUAAUUCAUGCUUUUUAAAUUCAGCCAGCCCCCCCAUCUCUCUGAAAUUUUAUUAUGUAAAUAAUUUGUGUUCCCUGAUCACUCGCUUAAAUUCUUUGUCGUAUGUCAUCUCUUCUCUAGCAGGAAUUGGCAAACUUUUUUGUAAAAGGGUAGAAAGUGAAGAUUUUAGGCUUUGCAGGCCAUAUGACCUCUGCUGCAAAUGCUCAACCCUCCUGUUGUAAUGUAAAAGCUGCCACAGACACUGUGUGAACACGAAUGAGUGUGGCUGGUGUUCCAAUAAAACUUUA
Messenger RNA from Chlorocebus sabaeus (green monkey), 5277 nucleotides. The record is from RefSeq and is a predicted model, not a curated record. NCBI's taxonomy places the organism in Eukaryota, Metazoa, Chordata, Mammalia, Primates, Cercopithecidae.